GAGGAACGGUGCACUCAACUUGAUCAAGUUCUCAAGGAGUUUUAUCGACAAGACCCGUGUAGGUAACGAUUUGACACCGAUUGGUAACAAUCAAAUUUCAAUCAUUUCCUCAAUAAGGCCGUUUUUGAAUCGUGUGGACAAUUACUGAAACAUUUAGGUAACAAAUCAUUACCAACCCACUAACCCAGGAAUCACCAUAAUCCCAUAAUGUGUACACUAUGUGACCAUUUUGUUACUUCAAGCAUGCCUUUCACAUCGUAAUUUUGUAUUUUCCUAAUUUCACCGUGUAACACGUGUUUCAAAAUGAUUCUUGGCCAAAACUGUACAUCUUCAAAACUCUUGAAUUUUGGCGUGAUUUAAGAAAUUAGAAUCUUAUCAAGCAUUAAUAUUUGAUGUAACAAAAGCUGUUUCUUAUCCCCAAAAUUGGCUACAUUGUGUACGAAUGUUCGUAGAGAGAGAAGAACAAUAAUUGGAUAUUGAUAAUGAAAAUUGGUCUGGAUACUUGGGAGAGGGUGACAUGCCGUAGGUGAUGAACAGCUCCACCCACCCACCCACCUGGCCAGGCAACGUUGGCCAAAACGAGGCCGAGAAAUGAUGAAUUAUUGAACACUUCUCCUCAGGCGAAGGAAUUAAGUGGUUGGAAACAAAUUGCAUGUAUGCCAGUCACGUUAAGGUGCGGGUGCAGAAGCGAUGUCGUCUCAACCUCCGCGGGGUCGCGAUGACCUUAUCGUGAUACGGGUGUCCGGGUGACAUCCACUUCGCACGGCCCCAACCCGGGUAUCCGUCAAGUGGAAUAGUCAUCCGGGUAGGAGAAAGUCUUAUAAGAAUGACUGAAUUCCUUGGGUGAACGAUCAGUCGUGUAAUUCUCACCGGACUGGAAAUGUGGGUGUCUCUACUUGCCUCAAUUUUGCAUUUUGCAUAACCACAGCUUGGUGAAUUUUUGAUAAGUGGGUAUCAUCAGGCAGGAUGGAGAGGAGGAGGUCGUUACGGGCGGCGACGAAGGGUCACCCCCUCUUCACGCAGAGAUAUGUCCCACCCAUCCACACGCUCAACUCGUCAGGCGAAAGUACGGGAGGGAGCAGUGAGGGGUCGAUGGAUUUGUGUUCGACAAGUUUGGCUGCGGCGACGACUGUGGCGACGGUUGUGACGCCCCCACCGGUUACCACACCAUUUGGCUAUAUAUUGCACGCCAUGGAGCACGACGCCAAGUGGAGGCAAGAGCGUGGCGUCGGGAGGGCGGUGGGAAUGUACAGAAUUCAUGGAGAAAUUGGGACUGGGAACUUUGCGAGGGUGCGGCUGGGUGUGCACCAACUCCUCAAAGAACGCGUCGCGGUGAAGAUCGUGGAUAAGGCGAGGGUGGAGCCAAAACUGGAAAAAAUGUGGAACCGUGAAGUCGCCACAUUGGAUUCGUUACAUCAUCCCAACAUUAUGCGACUCUAUGAGGUGCUAGAGACGCCAUGGAAGUUGUACCUGAUAUCCGAGUGGGCCCCGGCUGGAGACCUUUACGCUAAAGUGACGCUGCGAGGUCGCCUCACAGAACGGGAGACGAGACCAAUCUUCACCCAAAUUUUAUCCGCUCUGACAUUUAUGCACGGUAAUGGUGUCGUGCAUCGAGAUUUAAAGGCUGAAAAUAUAUUUUUUUCAACCUCGACACAUUGCAAGGUUGGUGACUUUGGUUUCGCUACGAUGUGUCACAAGGGCCAACUAUUGUCCACGUUUUGUGGCUCGCCACCGUACGCGGCCCCCGAACUCUUCCGAGACGAUCAUUACGAAGGAGCUCCUGUCGACAUAUGGGCGCUUGGGGUGCUCCUCUACUUCAUGUUGGAGGGCUGCCUGCCCUUCGUGGCGAAUUCUAUCCCUUCCUUAAAAGCUGCCAUUCUCACGGGUGUGUAUGAGCUCUCUCCUGGAACUUCGGACGAUGGGACGUCCCUCCUCGCAGGAAUCCUGCAGCAACGUCCCCGUUCACGUUUUACCCUCUCCACCAUCCUGCGACAUGGUUGGUUGCGCCACAUCCGUCGCCAAGACACAACUGCCCUGCUCCUCCCCGCCAUAACGAAUCGCGCCUUGUCGACACAGCUCCCGACGCACUCACAGGUCUCGAAUCGUCUCCUAUCUGCGCCAGAAAUGAGUGCACUCAAUGCAUUGACAAGUCUUGGCGUUGCGCCAACAUCGCUGGAUCAGUAUCGAGCUCAAGGCGUGCGAUCUGCAGUCGGCGGUGUGUACCGCAUCCUUCUCCACAAGUAUCAGCAGGGACUUCCCAUUAGUGAAACGCUUUUCCAGCAAGUGGCCACAUCGCCAACGGGUAAAAAGGGAGGAAAGAAGUUACAUGACGCUGAUGAGUUUGACGUUGAUGGCAGUAGCGAAAAGCCUCCGCAAGGUUUGCAUGUCCCAACGACAUCGCGACUUCUGCGGAAACAAGUCGCCUACGACGACGUGCAGCAUUCCACGACGUGUGUGAUUCUAUGAGAAGGAAAAAUAGAUAUUUACAAAGACUGGGCGUUAUUAGUGAGUAUUACAUGACGACAUUUGGCGACUGCAUGUCGACAGAUUCAGGUUGACAUUUUUGAUACGUUUGUAACGUAAGGUGAGACUUGAGAUCAGGUAGAAAAUAGAUAUUUAUUUAUUUAUUUAUUUAUGUAUGACUGAUGAGAUGGAUUGGAAAUUAAUGACAAAAAACGAAAUUGAAGUUAAUAAAAUUUCGUGUUUUAAUUGUCAACCUA
Folsomia candida is the source of this 2720-nucleotide messenger RNA. Its product is annotated as serine/threonine-protein kinase NIM1. Gene Ontology annotation, biological process: intracellular signal transduction; protein phosphorylation; microtubule cytoskeleton organization. Gene Ontology annotation, molecular function: tau-protein kinase activity; ATP binding; protein serine/threonine kinase activity. Lineage: Eukaryota; Metazoa; Arthropoda; Collembola; Entomobryomorpha; Isotomidae. Bases 967 to 2466 code for a protein of 499 amino acids. Gene Ontology annotation, cellular component: cytoplasm. The transcript is spliced from 11 exons. The record is from RefSeq and is a predicted model, not a curated record.